AUGAACGUUUAUCAAAUCAAAUGGAUUUCAUUCAUCUUCAUUCUAAAUCUCAUUUUAAUCAUCUCAAAAACUUUAGCACAAGCCAUCAAAAAAAGAUCAAGUUCAUUAGACAUUGAAUUAAAUAUUCAAUCUAGAAGACCAUCAGAUAUAAAUUUAAUCAAACGUAGUAGUGAUAGAGGUGUGGAGGGUGGAGUGAGUGAGAUUGAUUUACUUGGUUCAUGGGCCAUUGAAGCAGCUCAAAAGUUACAAUCUAGAUAUGGAGAUCAGAUUAGAUCGAUUUCAAAGAGUGAUCUGUCUAAUGAAUUAAAAAAAAGACAGAUUAGUGAUUUAGGAUUAGUGAAUGCAUUUUCAGAUGCGAUUUAUACCGGUUCGAUUUCGAUUGGUACACCUCCUCAACAAUUCAAUGUCAUCAUGGACACUGGAUCAUCUGAUCUAUGGGUAGCCGAUUCAGCCUGCACAGGCGACAAUGGAUGUCCAAGCUCAGUAAUCAAAUUCAGAACCCAAGACUCAAGCACCUACAGCAACCUAACGAAACCCUUCAAAGUGACCUAUGGAUCAGGUAGAGUAGCCGGAAACUUGGGAACCGAUAUCGUUUCUGUCGGACUCUUUACCGUCACAGGUCAAACUAUUGGAACUUGUGAUAUUGUGGAAAACAUCUUGAGGUCUGGACUUGAUACUUCUGGGAUACUUGGAUUAGGUUGGGCUGGGAUUGCUACUAGUGGUUCUACACCGGCUUGGCAAUCGCUUUUUAUGCAAGACGUUUUGGAAGAACCUGUGAUGGGAUUCGCUUUAAAAAGAUUAAUUAAUUUCAGACCUACCACUACUGCACCUGGUGGUACAAUGACAGUUGGUGGUACAAAUAAAAAACUUUAUGUUGGUGAAAUUAAUUAUAUACCACUUUCGAAAAAUCAAACAUAUUGGCUCGUACCACUCUCAGCUUUAACUGUAGGUGGUACUCAAGUUGAAAUCGGUCAACCUGAUGUGGCCAUCGAUACAGGUACUUCUUUGAUUGGUGCACCAGCAGAUGCACUUCGAACGAUCUUUUCUGUUAUACCUGGUUCUGAACUUAUGGAAACGGGUACAUUUAAAGGGUAUUGGACUGUACCUUGUAAAACCAAGGUGAAGAUCGCAGUUCAAUUCGGUCAAAUGUCUUAUUCCAUAGAUCCAUCAGAUUUUAAUUUAGGAAAGAUUUCAGGUGGAUCGAAGUGUUUAACAUCUUUUUUUACGAUCACUAAAUCUAAAACAGGUGGUUCGAUUCCAGAAUGGAUCUUUGGUGCAGCAUUUUUGAAAAACGUUUAUGCUGCGUUUAGAGCUUCACCACCGUCGGUUGGAUUUGCUCAACUUUCGGCUGAUAUCGAUCCGUUUCCAUCUAUACCUGCUCCGAUGGCCGUUGCUACUUCUAAUUUCACUUCUAAAGAUCAUUCAACUAAAAGUAAAUCAAAACAUUCCGGUUCGGAAUCUACUUUGAAGCCUUCAUGGAUCGGAUUCAUCUUGGGAUCUAUAACGAUGAUCAUGAUGAUGGGUUCAUGUUCGAUUCUCAUUUAAAAAGAAACAAAAUAUAGAUCAUUUAUUCUUAUUCAAUCAAGUCUUUCUUGUAACGGCUUGGAAACCCCAAUUUUAUUUUUUUCCUAAUGUGGAUUUCUUUGCAGGUCAAUUGGUUUCACAAAUUCUCAUCUAUGCAUGCAUUUUUUUUUGCUUCAUCUCUUUCAUUUCUUUUUGUUUAGUAAUUUCUUUUUCUCAACUUCUUAUUUUCUUUAGGCAUUUUCAAAUUCUCUUUUUUUGCUUUACUUUCGCUUUGUUUAAUGACGUGAUGAAUUACAAGAUAGACUUUUAAUGUUUUUUUUCAUGUAGAAUUGUUCAAGACAUUCAGAUACAGCAACUUGUUUUGGUUUCGUCAUUAGAUCAUAUAUACUUCAUAUAAUCUAUCAUGUAUCAUUUGUUUUUUUGAAAUGGUUUGAAUACUUGUAGCAUUUGUUUUUUGGAAUGAAAAAAAAAACAAAAAAACUUAC
Messenger RNA from Melampsora larici-populina 98AG31, 2009 nucleotides. Its product is annotated as aspartic peptidase A1. Gene Ontology annotation, molecular function: aspartic-type endopeptidase activity. The transcript is spliced from 8 exons. The record is from RefSeq and is a predicted model, not a curated record. Gene Ontology annotation, biological process: proteolysis. Lineage: Eukaryota; Fungi; Basidiomycota; Pucciniomycetes; Pucciniales; Melampsoraceae. Bases 1 to 1545 code for a protein of 514 amino acids.